Rhineura floridana is the source of this 1810-nucleotide messenger RNA. RefSeq names its product nuclear factor 7, brain-like. The coding region runs from base 78 to 1733 and encodes 551 amino acids. The transcript has 6 exons. Lineage: Eukaryota; Metazoa; Chordata; Lepidosauria; Squamata; Rhineuridae. Gene Ontology annotation, molecular function: zinc ion binding; protein binding. The record is from RefSeq and is a predicted model, not a curated record.
CUCCCAGCUAAUAGGUACAGAACAGACCAUAUCUAGGAGAAGCGGUGGGCCUGGUCUCUCUUUUGACUGUUCUCAAUAUGGCGUCUGUGAGAGAGGUAUCCAGCUUUACCGAGGACCUGCUGUGCCCCAUCUGCCUCUCCAUCUUUCGGGACCCUCACAUGCUGGAGUGUGGCCAUAGCUUCUGUGCUCAGUGCUUAGAGCCCUGCAUCCCCAAGGGCCAGAGACGUGGGCUUUGUCCUGAGUGCCGGCGGCCAUUUGCUUUGCGCCGUAUGGCUGUCAAUCGAGCCCUCUGCAGUCUGGCAGAGAAGGCCCGGCUUCUCAAGCUAGAUGAGGGCCCUCAUAUCGGUGGGACCAGAGGCUGGUACUUCUGUGAGGAACAUGAGGAGCCACUCAAACUCUUCUGUAGCCAGGAUGAGGGCCCUGUCUGCGUCAUCUGCCGGGACUUGCCUCAGCAUCGUGGACAUGACUUCUUGCCCAUCAAAAAUGCAGUUCAGGCCUAUCAGGACCAGCUGAAGGCAUCUCUAGAGCCUCUGGAGCAGGGUCUCAGACGGUUGAAAAUGAGCCAAUGCCGCCAGCAGGAAAACAUUAUCGAAUUAAAGACCUGCUCCGAGUCCUUGUCCGACCAUGUCUCUGGGGAGUUUGUGAAGAUGCACCAGCUGCUGAGUGACAGAGAGUUGGGUUUAAAGGAGGCCUUGGAGAACCGGCAAGAGAAGAACUUGGCCCAGAUGGAAACCAAGCUGAAGGAACUGAAUGGGAGGGUGGCCUCUUGGUCGGAGAUCCUCUGCCGAGUGGAGGCAGGACUUGAAUGCAAGGACCAAAUCAGUUUCCUCAAGGAAGCAAAGGAGUUGCUGGAGAGGGUCCGUAAGGAGCAGGGAGCCCAGGCUGAGGAGGAAGAGGAAAUAGAAGCUGAGGUGGCAGGAGAAGGCUUGGGAGCCAGUAGCGAAGACACAGAUGAGUGUGAGAAUGAGGCGGACGAGGGGCUGGCGAGCGCUUAUGAGGAAGUUGAUGAGGAGGAAGAAGAGGAGGAGGAAGAAGAGGAGGAGCAGGAGAAAGAAGAGGAGAAGGAGGAAGAAGAGGAGCCAGAGCAGGGGACAGCAGCAAAGGAAGAGGAUGCAGAUGGAGUGGUGCCUGUAGACUUGAACCUGGGCGAGUUCAAGGGUCCUCUACAGUUUUAUGCCUGGAAAGAGCUCUUGGGUGCAGUACAUCCAGUCCCUGCAUGCAUCACCUUGGACUGCAACUCAGCUCACCCCAGUCUGGUCCUUGUGGAGGAAGCCACCGCGGUUCAGUUCAGCCCGGGGCGACGUUUCUGGCGACGAAAGCCAGAGCGCUUCACCUCCAGCCCUUGUGUGGUGGGGCGGAAGGGCUUCACCACCGGGCGGUUCUAUUGGGAGGUGCUAGUUGGGGACAGCACAGGCUGGGUGGUUGGGGCAGCGAAAAAGUCCGUGAGACGCAAGAAGCGCCUGAACUUCCAGCCCAAGGAAGGGGUGUGGGCCAUUGAGUUGAGGGCAGGGGAGUACCAUGCGCUGAGUGAGCCCCCUACCCCGCUCUCAGUCUGCGGGAGGGUGGAUAAGGUUGGGGUCUACUUGGACUUCGAAGGGGGGCAGCUCUCCUUUUACAACAGCAGCAGCAUGAGUCACCUCUACACCUUCCAGGUAUCCUUCCAUGAGGAGCUGCUUCCCUUUCUCAGUACCCAGGGCAGCCACCCCCUCUCCAUGUGGGACCUGGAGCUCUGAGUCCCUGGCUCAGAUUGCAACAUCAAAACAAGAAGACAAGUCUGGUGGCUGCAGUGAAGGGGUUGUAGCCAACUAAG